Daucus carota subsp. sativus is the source of this 1847-nucleotide messenger RNA. RefSeq names its product beta-1,3-galactosyltransferase 7. Gene Ontology annotation, cellular component: Golgi membrane. Lineage: Eukaryota; Viridiplantae; Streptophyta; Magnoliopsida; Apiales; Apiaceae. Gene Ontology annotation, molecular function: beta-1,3-galactosyltransferase activity. The transcript is spliced from 11 exons. The record is from RefSeq and is a predicted model, not a curated record. The coding region runs from base 479 to 1468 and encodes 329 amino acids.
GAAUAAGUAACAUUACUGAAAGCCAAACAAUGUGUGCUAUAACUUCGCAGCUACUUCGUAGUCUCCGUUGUCCAAAAAGCCUCGGCUCUUACGUACAACAUACUCUGUAUUCCCCGUUUCUCACUCAAUCCUCUUCUUUCUUACCUCCUUAGUUUCCUAUAUGUUGUUUACACCGUAUUAAGUGAUCAAUUCUCCUAGAACCUCGAGCUGUUAGGGUGUUUGGAGGAGGGCGUGCCCGCAUCAAAUAUCAUUCCAAUUUCUAACAUCUACUCUGUAUAGUUUCGCAUGUCUUCUUCUUUUAACUCCAUGACGAAAUCUCGGAACAGCGGAAAAGUGUCACCUAAGUGGAUUGUCCUGUCCUGUAUCUUCACCUUUGCACUUGGCAUGCUCGUUUCCAGCAGAGUAUGGCUUCUUCCCGAAUCCAAGGGCCAAAUCAUGUGGUCGCUGCAGCGCAAUCAAGACUUGCAGCUUCUUGCUGAUGAUUGCACUACAAAAAAGAACAACGAAAUACUGGGAGAGUUUCAGAAAACACAUGAAGCUAUACAGUGAAUCACUGGACAACUCAAUUGAUGAUUUACGAAUGGAGCUUCCCUCUGUUGAAAGAAGCAGCAGUCACAAGCUGUCUGGUAUAGAGACCAAUACUACAAAGCAAAAAGCAUUUAUGGUUAUCGGGAUAAACACUGCCUUCAGCAGUAGAAAGAGGCGUGAUUCUGUUAGACAGACUUGGAUGCCUCAAGGCGAGAAGCUAUUAAAACUGGAGAAGGAAAAGGGGAUUGUUGUUCGUUUUAUGAUUGGCCACAGUGCAACAUCAAAUAGCAUUUUAGAUCGAGCAAUUGAUUCAGAGGAUUCUCAGCACAACGACUUUCUUAGGCUGGAUCAUGUCGAAGGUUAUCAUGAGUUAUCUGCAAAGACGAAAACAUUUUUGUCAACAGCAUAUGCCAAGUGGGAUGCAGAUUUCUAUGUCAAGAUUGAUGAUGAUGUUCACGUAAAUUUGGGUAUGCUAGCUGCAACCCUUGCCCGCCAUCGUUUGAAACCUAGGGUAUAUAUAGGAUGUAUGAAAUCUGGACCGGUUCUAUCUCGAAAGAAUGUCAAGUACCACGAGCCCGAAUUCUGGAAAUUCGGGGAGGAGGGUAACAAAUACUUACGGCAUGCAACUGGGCAAAUUUAUGCCGUCUCUAAGAAUCUGGCAAAAUAUGUCUCCGAUAACCAGGCCAUACUGCAUAAAUAUGCAAAUGAAGAUGUGUCACUUGGUACUUGGUUUAUUGGGCUUGAGGUGGAGCACAUUAACGAGCACUCCAUGUGUUGCGGAACUCCCCCAGAAUGUGAAUGGAAAGCACAAGCAGGCAGUGUUUGUGUAGCUUCAUUCGACUGGUCCUGCAGCGGGAUUUGCAAAUCAGUGGAUAGAAUCAAGGAAGUGCAUGCUAAGUGUAGCGAAGAUGCUUCAGCAAUCUGGGGGGUUUCGUUAUGAGACUAACAGGCUAUCGAGGCUGUUAUCUAAAAAUCUCAAGCAACUACUGAAGUAAGUUUCGAGAAGCUACUAGCUAAGCAACCCUACUCUAUGAGAAUGUACAUAUACGAUUUUUUACAUUAAUCUGCAGAUGAAGUCAUUCUUCACUGGUGGUUGGUUAGUAGCUGCAGUUCUCCCGACGAGCUUAGCUGAAAAAUAUUCCUAUAAAUGAAGAUUAUUAUGUCACAGAUUUUGUAUCUUAUAAUCGUAGAUUUAAAGAGUUGCAGGCUUGCACUUAUGUGAAUGUACAUUAGCAUGUAUAUUAAGGACCCUUCAUGAUUGUACUCUGCACAAAUUACAGAGAACCUAUAGAUUGCUGAAUUAUAUUUCUUUUUCUCCA